Molecule: messenger RNA, 1434 nt
Organism: Xiphophorus couchianus (Monterrey platyfish)
Lineage: Eukaryota; Metazoa; Chordata; Actinopteri; Cyprinodontiformes; Poeciliidae
Gene: taf9
Product: TAF9 RNA polymerase II, TATA box binding protein (TBP)-associated factor
Exons: 7
Coding region: 101-844 (247 amino acids)
Biological process (GO): RNA polymerase II preinitiation complex assembly; DNA-templated transcription initiation
Cellular component (GO): SAGA complex; transcription factor TFIID complex
Molecular function (GO): RNA polymerase II general transcription initiation factor activity; protein heterodimerization activity; transcription coactivator activity
Source: RefSeq, a predicted model, not a curated record
AAAUCAGUGCAGUUCUUCAUGUGAACCUGUAGGUGGCAGCACUGCACUGCGGUGCCAGUGUUGUGUGCAGUGAGGAGCAGCAGAAGCAGUAGCCGCUAAGAUGUCUGCACCGAAAACAAUCCCAAAAGAUGCACAGGUGAUGAUCCAGAUCCUGAAGGACAUGGGCGUGACAGAGUACGAGCCUCGAGUCAUCAACCAGAUGCUGGAGUUCACCUACAGAUAUGUGACGACGAUCAUCGAAGACGCUAAGAUCUACGCAUCUCACGCCAAGAAGUCAGCGGUGGACGCUGACGACAUCAAGCUGGCCAUCCAGUGCCGGAUGGACCAGUCCUUCACCUCGCCGCCACCGCGAGACUUCCUGCUGGAGGCGGCACGGCAGAAGAACCAGACGCCGCUGCCGCUCAUCAAGCCCUACACCGGCCCGCGUCUGCCGCCCGACCGCUACUGCCUCACCGCGCCCAACUACCGCCUCAAGUCCAUCCAGAAGAAGGUGUCGUCAUCCGCUGGCCGGAUAUCGGUGCCCCGCCUCAGCGUCGGCGCCGUCUCCAGCAGACCCACAACGCCUACACUGGGAACCCCUUCGGUCCAGUCGGUCUCCUCUAAGGUUGGAACCCCAGUGUCUCUGACGGGUCAGAGGUUCACGGUCCAAAUCCCUCCACCCUCCCAGACGGCCACCACCAAAACCACAACAGCGGCGUCGCCGGCCGUGUCCAACGUCCUGAUCAACCCGUCUCUGAUCGGCUCCAAGAACAUCCUGAUCACCACCAACAUGGUGGCUCAGAACGCCGGCGGAGACGCUCUGAAGAGGAAACUCGAAGACGACGACGACUACGACGCUCUAUGACCGCAGCUGGUCUCAGACGUAGACUCUGGUUCCUAGAAGCUGAACCAGGACAACUUCUGCUCGCAUUUUCAAUAAAUUAAAUAAAACCUGAAACCAAACGUGAACAAAUCACUUUGAUAACCAGAAGUUACUGAGUUCAGAUCAGAGAUAAUUUACUGAUCACAGAUGGACAUUAGGCGAUGCUGAAACUCAUGAAGUUAUAAUGUAUCAGCAUGAACCCAUCAGUAACGGUCCGAUCAAUAGAACUGUUCCCAUGUUAACAAAUGAGUGAAGGAGAGUCGAGUGUUUAACUAGAGCAGAGAAGAAAUAAUCAUCUCUGGUUGGGUUUCAUUGUCCAAAUGGUAGGCAAAUAAUAUCAAAAGAUAUUGGAUAUAACAGCAAUAAUAUUGUAUAUCGGCCCAGAUUUACAUUUCUGUGUAUUAGAAAUGGAAAUUGAACUGAUAUCCGAUAUAUUUUACUUGUAUAAGAAAGUCUCUUGUUACUGUUUCCUGUUAGAUGCUGUGAGAUAUUCCACUCAGAGUGGAGUUUGGGUCAGAGGGACAGAACUACCUGGCUGAACCUCUGACUAACAAUAAAUGGUUUCAGUUCAA